AUGAACUCCCCGUUCUCGAAAUUGCUCCCGAAGCCUGAGACUCACGAGCCUGCUCCACCAGCCUCUGCCGAGAAACAGCUAGCUAUGGAGAAGCAGUUCUUGAAACAUCAUGGCGCCCGACCCCGUUACCUAACGUUGGGCGACCGCGUAAUAGUCCUUACUCGCAAGGACAAAAGAGAACAAGGCGUUAUUCAUAAAGUACUAUCACAAACUCGCUACUCUGUACGCCUUGAAGACGGAAGAGUCAUCGACCGCCACAUCAAUCAUAUCUGGAAGGGAGGUUCCGACCCGUCAACCCGGCCCGAGAGUCUUAUGGACGACUGGUCGCUCCUACAGCCGCCCACGCCGGAAACGCCUCCUACUUUGGAAGCUGAUCACCAGCCGGCUGCAUCCCCUGCAGCCCAGACCCCAGUCAUUCAGGAACCUAACCCUCCUGUAAACCUGUCGACGCCGGCUAGACCCGCUUGUAAUCGGAUGGCUCCGAAAAGACUAAUCUUGGAUCCAUCCGCUAAAAGUUACUCUCAGCGGUAA
Messenger RNA from Temnothorax curvispinosus, 531 nucleotides. RefSeq lists its product as uncharacterized. The record is from RefSeq and is a predicted model, not a curated record. The transcript has a single exon. Bases 1 to 531 code for a protein of 176 amino acids. NCBI's taxonomy places the organism in Eukaryota, Metazoa, Arthropoda, Insecta, Hymenoptera, Formicidae. Gene Ontology annotation, molecular function: RNA binding.